AUGGCGACCAAUACAAGCAGUGGCUCAGGUUUGCUCCCGAGACAAGUUGCAAGACAAAUUAGGCAACAGAAGCAAACUCGCGGCCGUCCAACGACCCGAUCCGGUGUGUCAAACACUGAGAACAGUAACUACCGAACUGUCCCAUUCCGCAGCCCUAUCCGACCUGGCAUGGGAAGCAGCCGUUUUGCGACUAUCCCCAAUGAAGCGGAAGACACCUUCGAACCUGAUCCGAUGGAACUUGACCCCAUGGAAAUCGACACUCCCGAACAAGAGCCAGCACCAGCCACCACCGGCAGUCGCAACGAGCAAUCUGAGGAGAAUGGUGUUCACCGUCACAUCUUCUACAUCCCCAUUCGAUCUCGUCCUAUGCCAACUCUGGAUCUCGACGUGCUGACCGCUGCUCGGGCUGAAGUGGCUCGUAUUCAGAGAGAGGGAAUCCCCGUUAUGCAAACCCUGCCUGAGCGACCUGGUCCUCAUCUCUACAUCCGUAUUGAUACUGACCGGGCGAGUCGUGAUCAUGCUCUUGCUGAUGCCAAUCGUCGGAUGGGCAUCAUGCAGGACAUGAUUCGCGAUGGCUUUGGCUGGUUUACGGGUUUGCCUUACCGCCACCCGCAUUUCGAGGUCAAGUUCCUUCGUGGUCGACGCCUCUAG
Penicillium mononematosum is the source of this 651-nucleotide messenger RNA. RefSeq lists its product as uncharacterized. NCBI's taxonomy places the organism in Eukaryota, Fungi, Ascomycota, Eurotiomycetes, Eurotiales, Aspergillaceae. The transcript has a single exon. The record is from RefSeq and is a predicted model, not a curated record. The coding region runs from base 1 to 651 and encodes 216 amino acids.